Molecule: messenger RNA, 426 nt
Organism: Orussus abietinus
Lineage: Eukaryota; Metazoa; Arthropoda; Insecta; Hymenoptera; Orussidae
Exons: 5
Coding region: 64-426 (120 amino acids)
Source: RefSeq, a predicted model, not a curated record
GGAUCUCCUACGGAUAGCAGGGUCCUAUCUUGAAGAUCUCCUCCCCGAAGAAGCAGCCCAGAAAUGGCCGACAGGCUGACUUUGAGUUUCCAUUCGCCGAUUACGGAACAGAAAAAUCUCAUGACUGGGACUCUGGAGGAGAGAAAAGAGGCUUUCAAGUGCGACGAGGAGCUCAUGAGAGAGACCACGAGGUUCGUCACCGAAGUCAUCGAGACUGCUGCCACGGAGGCUUCCAAGAGAAAACACCAGACCGAGGGCAUGGAAAUCAGCGAAGAGAGCAGAUUGAAAGCUGGAGAUCGGAUCGCUGGAUGGAACCACCGAGCUCGCGGAUUCUGCAACCGGAUGUUAAACGCUAUUUGCCCUUGCUUCACCAACUCUGAAUUAUUCGCCUGGGCUCCAUACCGGUAUCGGUUCACGAGACCAUAG